AUGGAAGGCAGUUUCCCAUCCGUGAAUUACCCUCUCCACGGAGGCUCUCCUGAAGCGAGCUCCAACCCGCCUCAGGCUUCUUAUCCGCCUAUGAAGACCUACCAAUCCCUCCAUCUGAAACAAAUAUCCUCAAAAGCCCAAAUUCUUACCUUCGACCAGCCGCACCCAGCCCAUCCAACCUACAGUAUCGAAACAACCAGCACCUCUUUCCUAGGACACAAGCCUGAUCUUGCCAUCUCCCGCGAGCACAACAACGUCUCUCAGAAGGUCGCAGAAGGAAACUUUGAGAAACACAAUCCCGUCUCCAAGAUUAAGUAUCGCGACUUGAAGAAGGUAGAAGAGCUUCGGCUAGAGGACCACCAAACCCAACGCACUAUCGGAAUCAUUGAUGGGAUGCCAUGGGGCUGGUGGCAGCCAUCGCAAGUGGACAACUUGCUGGUAGAAAUAGUGGCUCCAUCGAACGAGCUCAUCGCUCGCUUCGUCUACUCGAACGAUCAUAACUUCUCCGAUAAGGUUAUCAAGUUUGGCACCGUGCUAGGGGAGCUCCAGGUCGAUGAGCAGUAUGCCAGCAACCAAACAGUACUGGACCAGGUUGUGUGCAUGACAGUCACUUUGGUCGAGAGGGAGAAGCGACGACAGCAUAAAUUGAAGGGAGAGGCAGGGACGGCUCCAGUGGCAAGCUUGAAGGCGGGAAUCACUCACCCCAGUAACCUAGAAGUCGACGGACCUGCUCUUCCGUACGAUGACGGAGUCAUCCGCUAG
Messenger RNA from Letharia columbiana, 762 nucleotides. RefSeq lists its product as uncharacterized. The coding region runs from base 1 to 762 and encodes 253 amino acids. The record is from RefSeq and is a predicted model, not a curated record. The transcript has a single exon. NCBI's taxonomy places the organism in Eukaryota, Fungi, Ascomycota, Lecanoromycetes, Lecanorales, Parmeliaceae.